AUGUAUGAGCUCAACGACAGCAGCUUCGACCCCAUCACCUUCGUCCUGACGGGCAUCCCAGGCAUGGAGGAGUCCCACAUCUGGAUCUCCGUCCCCUUCUGCCUGAUGUACCUCACUGCAGUGUUCAGCAACUCAGUCCUUCUCUUCGUGAUCAGCACGGACCGGCGCCUCCACGAGCCCAUGUACCUGUUCCUCGCCAUGCUGGCCGUCUCUGACCUCAUGCUGUCCACCACCACGGUGCCCAAAAUGCUGGCCAUCUUCUGGUUCAGCGCCAGGGAGAUUUCCUUUGAUGCCUGCAUCACACAGAUGUUCUUCACCCAUUUCAGCUUCAUCGUGGAAUCCUCUGUGCUGCUGGCCAUGGCCUUCGACCGCUACGUGGCCGUGUGUGACCCGCUGCGCUACUCAUCCAUCCUGACGCCCUCGGUGAUCGGGAAGAUCGCCCUGACCGCCGUCGUCCGGGGCUUCUGCAUCAUGUUCCCGCCCAUCUUCCUGCUGAAGCGGCUGCCCUACUGCGGGCACAACGUGAUGCCCCACACCUACUGCGAGCACAUGGGCAUCGCCCGCCUGGCCUGCGCCGACAUCAGAGCCAACGUGUGGUACGGGCUGACGACGGCGCUGCUCUCCUCGGGGCUGGACGUCGUGCUCAUCGCCGUGUCCUACGUGCUCAUCCUCCGCGCCGUGUUCCGGCUCCCGUCCCCGGAGGCUCGGCUCAAAACUCUGAGCACCUGCGGCUCCCACCUCUGCGUGAUCCUCAUGUUCUACGUGCCCGCCUUCUUCUCCUUUCUCACGCAUCGCUUCGGCCACCACAUCCCCAGUCGUGUCCACAUCCUCCUGGCCAACCUCUACGUCGUGGUCCCGCCCAUGCUCAACCCCAUUGUCUAUGGGGUGAAGACCAGGCAGAUCCGGGAGCGUGUCCUCCGCCUCCUCUGCCCCGCAGGGGAGUGUCCCUGCCCCGGCUGCGGGGGCAGGUGCUGA
Molecule: messenger RNA, 975 nt
Organism: Pipra filicauda (Wire-tailed manakin)
Lineage: Eukaryota; Metazoa; Chordata; Aves; Passeriformes; Pipridae
Product: olfactory receptor 52B2-like
Exons: 1
Coding region: 1-975 (324 amino acids)
Biological process (GO): G protein-coupled receptor signaling pathway
Cellular component (GO): membrane
Molecular function (GO): G protein-coupled receptor activity; olfactory receptor activity
Source: RefSeq, a predicted model, not a curated record